This is a messenger RNA of Condylostylus longicornis, 591 nucleotides long. RefSeq lists its product as uncharacterized. The transcript has 3 exons. Gene Ontology annotation, molecular function: carbohydrate binding. The record is from RefSeq and is a predicted model, not a curated record. The coding region runs from base 55 to 591 and encodes 178 amino acids. NCBI's taxonomy places the organism in Eukaryota, Metazoa, Arthropoda, Insecta, Diptera, Dolichopodidae.
UAAUUUAUUAUUUAAAUAUAAUAAAUAUUUUUACUGUUAUACUACAAUAUAAUAAUGAAUUUUAAAAUUAUUUCAUUAUUAAUAUUUCAAAUUGCAUUAACGUUAUCUCAUGAACCAAAUUUUGACUCGGGUUUGAAUAUUUUAAAAGCAUCAGCAACAAUACGUUUUGCAAGACCAUUAAAACCUGGUGAUGUUAUGAUUGUAAAAGGAACAUUUGCAGAUACUGGAACAGAGGCCAGUUUUGAUAUAGAAAAUGAUCAUUGUGAUUGGACAAAUUGGGUUUUUGAUAAUUGUAUUGAAUAUAAUUUAUGGGUACAAUUUCAUGCAAAUAAAAUGUUUAGAAAAAUUUUUGUAAAUGGUACAUGGAAACAUGAUAUUGAUACAUAUUAUUUACGUCCAGUUAAACCAAAAACAUUUAAAUAUACAUUUAAAGUGAAAAAAGAUCAUUUUGAAGCUGAUUUAUUUGGUUAUGAUAUGGCACCAAUGAAUUUUACUGAACCAAUUGAUACAUUAAGUACAUUUCGUCUUUAUGGUUAUGGUAAUGUUGAACAAUUUAUUCUUAAACAUCAAAAAGAAGAUGCUGAAGAUUAA